AUGGGCUGCGGUGCGACAAAAGAGUCAUCCAGUUCCAACACACCACCGGCGUUGGCUCUCUACAUGGGAACUUCACCAAAGCUUGAUGCCACAACUAUUCAAGCUGCUGAUGCUACUGGUGUUGUUGCGGCUACUGCUGUCAUCAGUGAAAAUAUUACCGCACCCACUAAUUGUAUUACUAGUCCUGCUACUGGUUUAACUAAGUCUUCUUCAGGGGCACAACAAAUGCGUAUGCCAGGAAAGGAAAAAUAUAUUAUGGAAUCAGGGGCUGUUGUUAUGGAUGAUCGUCCUAAAGGAGGUUGGACGUCUCUUGGUCUGUUAUUAUUGUAUUGUGCACCAGUAACAAAUGAACUCACUAUUUCUUACCGUGAAAACUCUUCAGGAGCCGUAUUUGCAAAACGUUUUACAGAUAAAGAACUACUGGCUUCUAAAGAGGCUGCUGGAAUACCGUUUUCAUGGGGACCAUUUUUUAAAUCUCUUGCCUCAGAUGUAUUAAAAGGCAAAGCAAUAGUUCAGUCUCUUACACAUCAGACGAAGGAAGUACGAUUUACCAUUGUUAACAGUAAAGAACCUAAUGUUACUUAUUUAUAUCUAUGUACGCUUGAAGAAGUCUCUGGUCCUGGACAUUCUGCAAAACCAACGGCAGUGCUUGAGUAUUUUGUUGCCCCUUUAACACGUAUGCUGCAAAUUCGUCAUCAUUCUGCAGAAAUGUCAAAUCGAAUGACUCAAGUAGAAAAAAUUGAGUCUGACUUUACAGUGAAAAGUGCUAGUGCUCGUCACUAUAAGAAAAAGGUUCAACAAUUAUUAACUAUUAUUCGUCCAUUACGAGAGGAGUCUUCAAUAACAGCACAGAGAACUAUGAAACUUGCUCUUGAGGUAAAAGCUGUUGAACGACGACUUCGUUUAAUACGGGAUACACGAAUUAAAAAACAUCCAUUAGAUGAACUUUAUGAAAAUGGUGGUGCACAGUACUUUGAACAUGUUCCACAAGCCGAAAAACAUUUUCCACUAAAAGAAGUUGUGGAUCCAAAUAUUCUGGCUUGUAUACGAUCUGUUUUCCCUCUUUCUCCUGGAAUGAAAUUAGAAAAUGUUGUUGAAUUAUUAGAUCGACCUGCAUUACAACCAUAUUUAACAGAAUCUUCUUCUCAAUCGAUAAGAGAUGUGUUUAAAAUUUUUCAAGGUAUAGACAGAUGGGAUUAUGAUGCAAUUCAAUUGGAAAUUAUAACAAAUGGAAAUGCACUAUUUUAUACAACAUAUUUGCUUAUGUAUAAAUUGGACUUGGUAGCACAUUUUAACCUUGAUGAUGAGAUUCUACAACGUUUUCUAUUGGAGGUUCAAUCAGGAUAUCAUCCAAAUCCAUAUCAUAAUGCUAUGCAUGCAGCUGAUGUUACACAAAUUAAUUAUUAUAUUAUUAUGAUAGCUGGAUUAAAAGAAAAAUGUGAAUUGAGUAAAGAAGAAAUACUUGCCGCAGUCAUAGCUGGUGCUAUUCAUGAUUUUGAUCAUCCUGGUCUUAAUAAUAAUUUUCAUUCCAAAACGAAUGCAUACUUGAGUACAUUAUAUAAUGAUCGUUCUAUCCUUGAGAAUCAUCAUGUUGCUUCAGUUUAUGAAUUACUUAAAAAUCCUGCGUAUAACGUUUUUGCACCUCUUAAUGAUGAACAACUACGUGUUGUACGUGAAACAAUGAUAGAAAUGGUAUUAGCAACUGAUAUGGGUAAUCAUGGACGAAUCUUUAAAAGUUUUCAAUUACGCAUGGGAGAAACUACAGAUUGGCACACAAACAAAACAGAUGUUCGUUUAGCACUAUCUAUGAGUAUAAAAAUGGCAGAUAUAUCCAAUUGCGCCCGUCCUCAUUACAUUUAUGCAGAGUGGGCGAGAAAUAUUGCGAGGGAAUUUUAUAACCAAGGUGAUGCUGAAGUGGCAUGUAAUCUUCCUAUUUCCCCGUUUAUGGAUCGUACCAAAGAGAUUGUGGAUUUCCCCAAGGGACAAAUAUCUUUUAUGAUGUACAUUGUUAUCCCAAUGGUGGAAGUAAUCUCUGAAUUUCUUCCAUCCCUCCGGUUUGCACUACAAUAUUGUAAUGAAAAUAAACAGAUAUGGCAGAAAUACCAGGAGGAACACUCUUCAGUGAAUCCACAAGAGUGA
This is a messenger RNA of Trypanosoma theileri, 2139 nucleotides long. Its product is annotated as putative 3, 5-cyclic nucleotide phosphodiesterase. Bases 1 to 2139 code for a protein of 712 amino acids. NCBI's taxonomy places the organism in Eukaryota, Euglenozoa, Kinetoplastea, Trypanosomatida, Trypanosomatidae. Gene Ontology annotation, molecular function: 3',5'-cyclic-nucleotide phosphodiesterase activity. Gene Ontology annotation, biological process: signal transduction. The transcript has a single exon. The record is from RefSeq and is a predicted model, not a curated record.